AUGGCUUAUAGUAAUAUGAACGAAACAACGUCUGCUUUGCGCUUUGCUGAUAUGGGUUCAUUACCAAAACGAAUGUUGGCACCUAUUGAAGGUUAUGAGAAAGUACCAGUUGUAACACUCGAGGAAGCUGUGAAGCCUCUUGUUAAAAUUGUACCGAAAGUUGAAAGAAAUGUAUUCGUAGUCAAACAAAACUGUCAAGAACCAGAAGAUGGUUUAAACACUGACGAAUCAGCUUCGAUUAUGCUUUACACUUAUGAAUCGAUGCCACAUGAAGAUUCCCUGUACGUGAAACUUAAUGAAACUUUACGAUCCGAACAAAGAAAAAAUUUAAUCCCAUGGUUUCUGUAUCUUCGACUCAUACUGACGGCGCUUGAUCGACUUCCAACUGAGCGUCGCAACGCUUUUCGAGGAGUCAAAGAAAAUUUAUGCGCUGAAUAUCCAAAAGGCAAGGUUUUCAUUUGGUGA
Messenger RNA from Rotaria sp. Silwood1, 465 nucleotides. The record is from the annotation of a GenBank genome assembly. Lineage: Eukaryota; Metazoa; Rotifera; Eurotatoria; Philodinida; Philodinidae.